AUGGGAAAAUCACUUUCUCACCUGCCUAUGCAUACAUGCAAGGAAGAUGGUUAUGAUGGAGGCACGGUGUCUGAUAAUAUGAGGAAUGGGUUAGUACACUCGGAGUCGCACAAUGAAGAUGGGAGAUGUGGAGAUGUAUCGCAGUUUCCUUACGUGGAAUUUACAGGAAGAGACAGUGUCACCUGCCCGACUUGCCAGGGAACAGGAAGAAUUCCACGAGGGCAGGAAAAUCAGCUGGUAGCGUUAAUUCCAUACAGUGAUCAGAGACUGAGGCCAAGAAGAACAAAGCUCUAUGUGACUGCUUCUGUAAUUGUAUGUUUACUACUUUCCGGGCUGGCUGUAUUCUUCUUGUUUCCUCGCUCAAUCGACGUUGAAUACAUCGGUGUGAAAUCAGUAUAUGUCACUUACGAACAGGGUAGACGUAUAAUAUAUCUAAAUAUUACGAACACACUAAAUAUAACGAACAACAACUAUUACUCUGUUGAAGUGGCAAAUAUCACAGCCCAAGUUCAGUUUUCAAAAACAGUUAUUGGCAAAGCACGGCUAAACAACAUCACCAACAUUGGUCCUCUGGAUAUGAAACAGAUUGACUAUAUGGUGCCCACAGUCAUACAAGAUGAAAUGAGCUACAUGUUUGACUUCUGUACUUUAGAAUCUAUCAAAGUGCAUAACAUAGUAGUGAUGAUGCAAGUGACAGUGACAACCUCUUACUUUGGCCACUCUGAGCAAAUAUCCCAGGAGAGAUACCAGUAUGUGGACUGUGGAGGAAACACAACCUACCAGCUGGGCCAGUCAGAAUAUUUAAAUGUACUUCAGCCUCCGCAAUAAAAGCACCUGUUGGUUAGUGUGGAAUAACUGCUGUUGAUGCUUGCAGAGAUCCUUUGAAUAGGACUGGUACUACAUGAAGGGGAGAGUAUGUGUGUGUAAAGCAUAAUGAACAUGGUGACCUGUUCACUUUAGAUGCAAGGAGGGAAAAGGUGCAAAAUGUAUAUAGAUGCACUUGUUAAAUGUUGUGUUUUCCCCUUCCGUUUGCUUUUUAUUACUGUAAGCACUCUGUCAAGUUGUGUGGUGGGAGGGAGAGGGGGAAUAUCAGAUUCUUGAACUGAAUUGGGACCUUUCUUUACAGUGUGGUACAUCAACUUAGAGUUACCGUGUGUAUGUCUGUGUUUAGGUGAAACGUGUCACUAAUGAGCAUUUUAGAAAUAUUGGUACUCGUAAACUUUAAGUUUAUACUUCAGUUCUCGGUAUUUGACUAUUGAAACUGGCAGUAUUACUACUGAAGUAACAAGAUUACUUUGAGGUAUCUGGGUGUGAAACUUCUAUUAGUAAACCAGUG
This is a messenger RNA of Charadrius vociferus (killdeer), 1336 nucleotides long. It is a transcript of the gene TMEM106B, whose product is annotated as transmembrane protein 106B. Lineage: Eukaryota; Metazoa; Chordata; Aves; Charadriiformes; Charadriidae. Bases 1 to 828 code for a protein of 275 amino acids. The record is from RefSeq and is a predicted model, not a curated record. The transcript has 7 exons. Gene Ontology annotation, biological process: lysosome localization; lysosome organization; lysosomal transport. Gene Ontology annotation, cellular component: lysosomal membrane.